Messenger RNA from Diorhabda sublineata, 3551 nucleotides. RefSeq lists its product as uncharacterized. The transcript is spliced from 6 exons. The record is from RefSeq and is a predicted model, not a curated record. Bases 328 to 1680 code for a protein of 450 amino acids. Lineage: Eukaryota; Metazoa; Arthropoda; Insecta; Coleoptera; Chrysomelidae.
AGUUGGGGCAACUCUGCUGCCCCCAGCAGAGCGAGUGCAAACCGUCGGCGACGCCGUUCCAAGGCGUCGAUGUGGCGUAUUGAUUGUACAGUUCAGUUAGCGGCGGCUCUUGACGGCGCGAACUGCGCUUCUACGCGCAUUUCGAAACUCUCUUCACUCCGUUAUUGACUGUCGCGCCGAAAACAUUAUACUGUCUAUAAACGACACUUCGAUUUUGGCGCGAAACGUUAAGUCGCGCUUUCGGUUUUUAUUAUAUAUUUUUUUAAACUCACUAUGCUAGUUUAAAUUUCGAUAUCACCACUUCCAGGAAGUUUUUGUGCCAAAAAUAUGGAUUGUUGCAACUACGUUCCGUAUCGACACCACCAGGGGUACUAUGGUUAUUAUAACGAACCUAUGCCGCCGUAUCACGGAGAAUUCUAUGGACACCAUAAUAUGUAUUAUGAUUAUUAUGGGAAUAUCAACCCUUAUUAUAGUCCACAUCAACAUUGGCAAGGCAGUGCAGUUUUUGCCCCUCAAGAUUAUGUCUACAAUCCAAAAGAGGCACGUUUGCGGAAAGCAAUGCGGGAGGCAAAUAGGGAUCGUUCCAUCGGCGCUUCCCCGAUGUUGCCGCGUCCCAGUGCCCGCAGAGCCGGCUCAUCCGGUUGGGUUACUCAGGGAGGCGCAAAUGUACCGGGUGGAUCCGUAGCAUCGACGACUCAUGGUCCACACGAAGAGCCUCUUAUGAUGUCGUCUAUGGGACAAGGAAUGCGCGGUCCUGGCAUGGACUCGCCUUGUUUUCCCACGGGGAUGCCGUCUACAUCUGGUAGUAUCAACGGAAACGGAAACGAACAAUUCAUGCCUCCGUCAAUGCGGGCAGCUACACCCGCUCCCGGUUACCCCACUACGAAAAUGGAUCAGGUUUCUCCUUUGCCGCCUCCGCCUGCUCCUACUCCUGGAGUACAUGCUCCUUACAUGCAGGCUAAUCCCUUAAGUCAACUUCAACAACAAACGGAGAUGUGGCAUAAUUAUUCAGAUGAUUUGAGGCCGAGAUCAUCAGGUAAUCCUUUCAUGAUGCCGGAUAUGCAAGCACCUUAUCAUCAUCAACCCUCGCCACCACUCAGCAUACCUAGUCCGAUGCUAAUAGAAAAACAUCGUCGAACACCAGUCCACCCGAUUCACAUCAAUCCCAUUUCGAUGCCGAUGACUCCUCCCCAUAACUCAAUAAUGUCCAUGACACCACCGCAUUCCAACGAAAACGUUCCGCCUGACGAAUCGAUGCAUUUGAAAGAUAAAGUUCUGCAUGACAGUUUCGGGCAACUCGAAUCAAAACAUACCAUAGAACCGUCACAACCUCUAAUGGAGAACAACGUUCAACAACAAAACGAAUUUAGUAGUAACAUUUAUGAACCAAACGUCGGUUUUAAUAAUAGCCAAAAUCAUCUCCAGCACAUGGAAAAAACGGAAGAAAUGAAAAUGAAAAAGUCAAACACAUUAUCAACAAGUGCCAUUCGUACUUCUUCUUAUUCCAUAACUCCAAAGAAGCCGUCAACGAAACCUCUACCGGAUUUCAACGAGGCUUUCGGCUCAACGGAACGUGGUCGUUUCCAAAGUCCUCCAGAUCCAAGAUUAGCCCCAAACAAAGGCUUUUUGGAUCUUUUCGAGGAGGGACCACCAUUAAAAUUUGAAGAUUUCCAAAUCUAAAAUAAUUGUUUUGAGAGAAAUGGUUUUUUAUGAGAUUACCACUUGUUUAAAGUUUAUGAUAAUAUACCUUCUAACAGUUUCUCUUUAUUUCGGAUACUUAUAAUAAAUAUGUUGAUUCAAUCUUUUUACUGGGAGUUUGGAAAAAUUCAAUUGUUGAAAUUCCUAUAAAAUUUCACUUUAAUAAUAGAUUCAGCUCUGCAUUUUUAGCUUUAAUAAAAGAGCCAGUGACUGGCUACCUGCUUGUAUUUGACCAAACCUAGAUUAUUUGAGUUUGUGCUAACUCACAAAACGUAAAGCGACGAUUACUGCUAGAGCUCAGAUAGGCCAAGUAUCAAAAUUUGACAAAAUUUUUAGGUCCACGUCUAUUAUUUGUGAAUUUGAAAAUUCAAUUUAUCAGUAGAAAAAUUUAUACCAGAAGACAAUUCGCGAAAAUUGAUGAUAAUUGGAUUUUCUAGAAAACCAUAUAUUCCAUUCAAAAAUUGAUAUGAUUUUCAAGAUCCCCAAAGAGAUACACAAGAAGAUUUUUUAAUUCCUCCACAAUAAACUCAAAUUUUCAAUUUUUUGCUAGAAAAUCGAAAAAUUUAUCACAUCCUUCAAUAAACAAAACGUGUACUUUUAGUGUAGUCAUUAAAGAGAAAAAUAGUGUCUUACCUCCGAAUUUUUUUACUGUGACGCAUGGAAUUGGGUUCAUCUUAGGCUACCAUUAUACUAGGAUGCUAGCAUCCGGGAUGCUGGCAUCUGCGAGGUUAGCGGGGCAUUAAAUCAAAUGGGAGCGGUUAGAUUAGGGAUGCCAGCAUCGGACGCUAAAACAGCCUCCCGGAGGCUCGAUUUUGCUGCUGAAAUGCAAGCAGUCGGUUGCUUUUUGCAUACCGGGAUGCACAAAAUCGUUUGUGGGACAUUGGUUCAAAUGCGGCGCAUUAUACUAGGCUGCUAGCAUCCGAGAAGGCGCUCUAUUUGACAUAUGCGCGCGCACGCAGUUUGAUCACGUGAAGGCCUGAGACUGCUGUCUGCACUGCACGUGUCGUCUCGAGUCAAGUGAUUACUGUGAAAGAAGGAAGUGACAUUCUAAAGUAAUUAAAAAAUUUUGUUUCACUAUUGCACAGUUCAUCAAACAAUGUAAAAUACAAACUUUUAACACGACGGACAGUUAAAAAGGGGUCCACACUAAACUUCCUUUUUGCACGGUGUCUUCUUUUCUUAAUUAGUAACAUCAGCAACAACAUAUCUUCAUUCGUUGGGGCUAUAUUGACGACUGACAAAAAAUUAAAAUAAAAUAGCAUUUCGGGAUUCUAGCAUCCCAACACAAAUUCGACUCAAAGUGGGAUACUAGCAUCCCAGAUGCCAGCAUCGCGAAUGCUAGCAUCCUAGUAUAAUGGUAUCUUCACCCUUAACUUCAAGAGUGAAAAUAAUCUGAGCUCCGCCUAUUAUUUUUAAGGGGUGUAAACAACCCCUUAAUGGAAAAAUUGACAUUGAGCCAUUUUAUCGAUAAAAAACGUGUGUAAUAUUAAGGAGUGAAACUAUAAAGUAUUUUCUAACACAAUUACCUCAUGAUAAAAUCGUUUUCAAUCCCUUGAAAACCUUAUAACCCUUGCAAACAACCCCUAAAUUGAGAAAAUCACAACCAAUUACUUUAGUAUUUAAGAUUUAAGUAUAGAUUAAAAAAUAUUUUAUGUUCUCUAUCUUAAUUAUGGAAUUUUUAACCCCCUUUUGACACUUAAAUACAACCACUUGAGAAAAAAUUGUUUAAAAAAUUUUUUUUGAUGAAAUGAAACGGAUUUAAAUGCUAUUAUUAUCAUAUUCUCAAGCUUUUAAAUAUAAACGAUUCCACUGCUAAUUAGUUAUAAAUAUUAAAAAAAUAAACCCAAAAAAUG